Molecule: messenger RNA, 834 nt
Organism: Zasmidium cellare ATCC 36951
Lineage: Eukaryota; Fungi; Ascomycota; Dothideomycetes; Mycosphaerellales; Mycosphaerellaceae
Exons: 2
Coding region: 1-834 (277 amino acids)
Source: RefSeq, a predicted model, not a curated record
AUGUCCUCGUCCACCAACAACAGCAAAGUCAUCCUCAUCACAGGCGCCAACACCGGCCUCGGCUACGAAACCAUCAAAGCCCUCCUGCGCUCUCAAACCCCCUACCAAAUCGCCCUCGGGAGCCGCAACCUCCAAAAAGGCGAAGAAGCCCUCACCGCCCUUCAGAAAGAAUACCCCUCCGAAACGCGCACCACCCCCUUAAGCGUCGUCCAAAUCGACAUCGAAUCCGACGCCUCCAUCCGCGCCGCGGCCUCCACCAUCACGCAGCGCUACCGCCGUCUAGACGUACUGAUCAACAACGCAGGCGCGAACCUCGAAAACGAAGCGCAGGAAAAGGGCUUCGACCACCGCGAGACCUGGCUCCGGAGCUGGAGCAUCAACGUCGCCGGACCCCAAAUAACCGUCAAGGAAUUCCUCCCCCUCCUGCUGAAAUCCUCGGAUCCGCGCAUCCUCUUCAUCAUCAGCGGGACGUCGAGUCUCGCGGAUACGGAGCGCUUCGAUGGGUCUUAUGGGAUUAUCAAUGCGAGUCCCGAGGCCGGGUGGCCGAAGAAGAAGACGGUGAAUCCGACGCAGAUUUAUCGGUCGUCGAAGUGUGGGUUGAAUAUGUUGAUAAGGGAUUGGAAUCGCAUUUUGAAGAAUGAUGGCGUGAAAGUUUUUGGGGUGAGUCCCGGGUUUUUGGCGACGAAUUUGAAUGGGAUGGGCCCGGAGGCGCUGAAGAAGAUCGGCGCUCUGGACCCAUCCGUCGGCGCAGAGUUCAUCACAGAUGUCGUCCAGGGGAAGCGAGACGCGGAUGCGGGCAAAUUGAUUCGAAAGGAUGGGAUUCAGUCUUACUAG